This is a messenger RNA of Pedinophyceae sp. YPF-701, 591 nucleotides long. The record is from the annotation of a GenBank genome assembly. Lineage: Eukaryota; Viridiplantae; Chlorophyta; Pedinophyceae.
AUGCGGGGACUGCUGGAGCGCGGUGAAUUCUUCGAAGGGAGCCCAGUUGAUAUGUUCCGGAAUCCGCGCUUGAUAGCGGCCCUCCUUGGGUUCGCAGUCGCCCAGCUCCUCAAGGUCUUCACCGGCGCCAUCAAGCAGCGCGGGCACAUCGACUGGCGGCGCGCGGCGCAGUCCGGCGGCAUGCCGAGCUCGCACUCGUCCCUGUGCUCCGCGCUCCUGGUCGCCGUCGCGCUGCACGCCGGCCCUGGGUCCGACGUCUUCGCCGUCGUGUUCGUGAUCAACAUGGUCGUGCUGUACGACGCGUGCCACGUGCGCCUCGAGGCCGGCAAGCACGGCGCGGCGCUCAACCGCAUCGAAGCGCACCUGAAUCUCGGACCGACUGGCAACCGGAGUCAGGGGCAGGGCGUGGACGGGAUCGACGUGGAGAUGGGGGGCGCCGGCGCGCUGUCUCGCGCGCGCGAGGGCGCCGCAACGCCCCGGGGCCUUUUCAAGGAGGUGUUGGGACACACCCCCCUGGAGGUGUUGGCCGGGUGGGGCGUCGGCGUCGUCGUCGGCACCGCCGUGCACGCCACCGCGUGGGGCUCCAGCUAG